Messenger RNA from Apaloderma vittatum (bar-tailed trogon), 2582 nucleotides. RefSeq names its product tyrosine 3-monooxygenase/tryptophan 5-monooxygenase activation protein, beta (gene YWHAB). The coding region runs from base 17 to 751 and encodes 244 amino acids. Gene Ontology annotation, biological process: signal transduction. Gene Ontology annotation, cellular component: cytoplasm. The transcript has 5 exons. The record is from RefSeq and is a predicted model, not a curated record. NCBI's taxonomy places the organism in Eukaryota, Metazoa, Chordata, Aves, Trogoniformes, Trogonidae.
UAAUUACAGGAGAGCCAUGGAUAAAAGUGAGUUGGUACAGAAAGCCAAACUGGCUGAACAGGCUGAGCGUUACGAUGACAUGGCUGCUGCUAUGAAGGCUGUCACUGAGCAAGGACACGAACUGUCCAACGAAGAAAGGAAUCUACUCUCAGUUGCCUACAAGAAUGUCGUUGGUGCCCGUCGCUCGUCCUGGCGUGUAAUUUCCAGCAUUGAACAGAAAACAGAGAGGAAUGAGAAGAAACAGCAGAUGGGGAGAGAAUAUCGUGAGAAGAUUGAGGCUGAAUUGCAGGAUAUCUGCAAUGAUGUUCUGGAACUCCUGGAUAAAUACCUUAUUGUCAAUGCCACGCAGCCAGAAAGCAAGGUCUUCUAUUUGAAAAUGAAAGGUGAUUACUACAGAUACCUCUCAGAGGUGGCAUCUGGGGACAAUAAGCAAACAACAGUAGCGAACUCUCAGCAAGCUUACCAGGAGGCUUUUGAAAUUAGCAAGAAAGAGAUGCAGCCAACACACCCCAUUCGACUCGGUUUGGCUCUGAAUUUCUCUGUCUUCUACUAUGAGAUACUAAAUUCUCCCGAAAAGGCCUGUAAUCUGGCAAAGACGGCGUUUGAUGAAGCGAUAGCAGAGCUGGACACGCUGAACGAAGAGUCUUACAAGGACAGCACGCUGAUCAUGCAGCUGCUUAGGGACAACCUCACUCUAUGGACGUCGGAAAACCAGGGAGACGAAGGGGAUGCUGGGGAGGGCGAGAACUAAUGGCUGUCACGCUUCACUAUAUGUUCAAUGUCACCCUGUAUCCUACACAUACAUCCCUUUGUGCGACAAGCAAAAAGAAUAGUACAUCGACUUUCACAACCUCAACGUAGCAAAAACUGUCUGUGGGGUAAAAACAGUUGGUUGGUGUUUUGUGUACUUAAAGCGGAGGUCGGUUAUUACAAUGGCAUUCCGAACUUUCCUAUUAUGAACAUUUACAGUUACGAUUACCGUGUUUAUAUUUUUAACUGAACACUGUGAUUAUGGGUUUUGUGAUCGCAAUUGACUUUGCAAAACUCUUAUUGGGUAGAAAAGUAGACAUCAAUUAUGUAAACUCUGGCAAGCUUAAUUUGGCACCAAAAUAGUCGAAGUACAAUUCUGUUGUAAAGUUGUACAGAAAGUUAUAGAGAUUCUAUUGUGACACUGGGGCAUGGAAGGAAACCAGUCCGAUGUAUGGCAUUCCAGUUAGUAACACUGCUCCGAGUUAGCUUAACGGCCACACUCUGUAGACAUUUGUAACCAAGUCAGUCAAAAGCUCACUUUGUCAGUCCUGCCUUUCUGGGGAUGGGGUUUAUUUUGGGGAGGGGGGUAAUGGGAGAGUUAGCAGCUUGAUUUCCAAACUUUACACCGUCAGAUAACUGGGAUUUGACUUCUCAAAGUGCUUUCAUGCUCACACGACAUGCAUGACUAAGCCCCUUCCCACAGCAAUAACUUGCCUAAUUACACCUUAGCUAUUCUUCAGUAGUGAGAAGUCUUGGUUCACUCCCAUGGACUUAUAAUAGAAGAUUCAAUUUUCUGAAUGGCCUUAUUAGUUUGGAUGAUACCAUGAAGUGAUCUGCCACUUUUGCAUUACUUUACUCUUAGGUGAAUCGAAAUCUCCAUGGUAUUACCAUUUUGAAUUUGCCCUGAGAACUUAUUAAGUAAUCCACUGAGCCAUCUUUAAGUUCACUUUAUAGAAAUUUUUCUCCCAUUGGACUCUGCUCAUUCUUGACCCUCUCACCUGUUAAAAUUCCAUUAAAGCAAUUCUGGACUCCCACAUGUGCGUCAUCCUUUCUUUUUUUGAUUAUGGGUGGCGUCAGGAUGGUGUGGGAGACCUGAGCCCUCUCGAGGCCAGGUUUCUUUCUUGGAUGUUUAGAGCUGUCAGUGCUGUCACAGUCUUCAGCUCUUGUCUGCCUUUUUUUUUUAUUAUUUUUUUUAUUUUUGAUAGUACCAGCAUCUGGCUCAAAUAUUCAGGAUUUCCCGUUUCUGUCCUGGAAUGCAGACCUACACAUCUGUAAUGCUUGUAACUUGCAAUAUUUGAGCUUCAAAUGCCCUCACCUAAUUAUGUUUCAAACAUGUCCCAUUAAAUAAAACCUAACAAGAGUUGUGUGAAUAAUGCAGUGGAAAAGAGUCACCUGUCAGCCUCGCGGUAUCAUCCCCUGCCUUCACAUUCCACUUAGGUAUAGGAUCCAUCCGUUUAUCUGUCCAUCUGUCUGCUGAAGAGAAUUUCAUGCACUGAUUUUAAAACUCCCCUCUACUAGCUGAACAAAUUGUGCAGUUAAUACUUGGCGCUUGAUAAAUGCAGUAGUGAAUGUGGAACCGAGCCUGUCUGUAUAUCUGGUAGCUCUUUUCGCUUUGUUUUUACUGACCAGUAUUCUGCCUAAAGUUUGCUUCUGUGACGGUUAUAUUGCCUAGCACACACGUGGUUGUGAGAAUAGUAUAGCAAAAAGAAAUACCUGGUUAUUGAUGUACUAGAUUUGUGUAUGUCUUUUAAACAGUUCUAGUUUCACCUUACACGAAAUAAUCAGGAAAGUGUAAAAGAAUUCAAAAGUGAAUAAUAAAAAAAAUUUUAUCA